ACAGGGAGACGCACGCUCACGGACUUACGUCAACAGUCACAAUCGAGCUGUCCCGUUUUUCCAGUUUUCUGAGUGUAGCCUAGCGGGCACCGCGGAUCGAGAUGUCCGAGCUGCCCGCAGAGAGCCGGACCCCACAGCCGGGCGCCGCGACUGGCGGCAGCGACGUCCCGCCAGCGGAGAUAGGCGGCGGGAGGCUGAAGCCGGCCUCGGCGCGGCCGGAGGCCCGGUUGGCAGAGAUCGCCCGGUUGUUGGAGCCUGAGGAGGAAGAGGGUCCUGAGAGCAGGCCGAGGAACGACCGAGGCCUGGCUGCACUGCCAUAUCUCUGCCUCCGUCAUCCGCUUAUAGUCUUAGGAAUUACUUCCCAGCAGUUCAUCCGCCACUAUCUGGAAAACUACCCCGUUGCCGCGGGCAGAAUACACGCUCUUGAAGGACGCCGCAGGCGGUUUGUGGAAGCCGGCAGAGCUGGGGAAGCAGCGUUUGAUGCCGAGUAUCAGCGGAAUCCUCAGGAGAUGGAUUUUGAUGGUUUAACAUUUACCAUAUCUCUGACUGCAUCUGAAGUUAUCAAUCCUCUGAUAGAAGAACUUGGUUGUGAUAAGAUUACCAAUAGAGAAUAGUUAGGUGAGAACUUAGAGAACCUCUGCAUUCAGGACAAUAUGCCAAUCCAACUAAGUUGAUUAAAAAAAAAAGUUUUGACAGCAAAAGUAGAAACAACCUUUAAAAAGCUUAUUUAAAAAAUCAGACAAGAAAUGGGAAAAAAAUGUCACAAAUGUUAUAAGAUCUCCCUGUUUUCUCUGAGUUUGUUAUUGAGCCAGGUUCUUUUUCCUAUGUUAUGGAAAAUGUCUUUCAAAAUUGCUUUACCAAAAAGUAAAGGAUACUUUGGUAAAAUUAAGACUUGAUGAAGAAAAAUUGCCAAUGAAAGAAAUUAUCAAAUAGCAAUGAUAAACAUAAGGAGUUGUCACUGAAUUAUUAAAACUGGAAGGCUCUGGAGAGAACUUGAAAUUUUCAGAAUAUGUACUGUUCAUGUCAGAUUCAACAGAAAUUUUUAGUAUAUUUUGUUUUCUGAGGUAUUUCAAAUGACAAGCAAAGUACAUAUUGUAUGUGUUAUACAAUAAACCAUAUUUUCAA
Molecule: messenger RNA, 1125 nt
Organism: Choloepus didactylus (southern two-toed sloth)
Lineage: Eukaryota; Metazoa; Chordata; Mammalia; Pilosa; Megalonychidae
Product: EP300-interacting inhibitor of differentiation 2-like
Biological process (GO): negative regulation of DNA-templated transcription
Cellular component (GO): nucleoplasm
Molecular function (GO): transcription corepressor activity
Source: RefSeq, a predicted model, not a curated record